Molecule: messenger RNA, 692 nt
Organism: Acaulospora colombiana
Lineage: Eukaryota; Fungi; Glomeromycota; Glomeromycetes; Diversisporales; Acaulosporaceae
Source: the annotation of a GenBank genome assembly
AUGCCCGUCACCGAAGAUAUGCGACGACGCAACCUCGAACAACGUAGGAGACGAAUGUUGGCGAGCGGAAUCGAUGAAGAGGCGGAAAUGGCCCGUGCACGACGGGCCCGGCGUCCUUCGGUGGAAGAGGUCAUCGUCAUCAGCGACGAAGACGAGGACGAGGACCGAUUUCGCACAGGACGUGCGUCCCAACGAGAGCGGAUGACCGAAGGUGAGUUGGAAAAACGAGAUAUGGCUAUUCGCUCACUCGGUUCAGAUGAUUUUCAGUGGUCGCCGAUCUCAUUUCUCGCAGUUCCCCCUGGUCGUCUCGCGAGAGCACGAAAUAUGCACCAGCACAGUGUUCAGCUAGACCGGGCGCGCCUCGAAGGACGCGUACGAGCGCACCUCAAUGGGCUCGUCGAUGAGCAAGCGAACGGCUACGUCGACCUAUUCGGCGGUUGGCGCGGCGUCGUAGGCCAGAUUCGAGACGCAUUCACGCAUAUCGGAUGGGGUCCACCUAUUGCGACGCGAUGGGGUCUCGAGGAGACGUUUCUUGGGCCUGAACCUCCAUCAGAGGAGCGCGAGAUCGAUUUGCCAGACGCACCCGAGUACCAAACGUCGUUUACCCAUCCCAGAAAGGCCAUUCCAGGCUUUACGAGUGAAUUUGCUCCGCUAGAGAUCGUAGAUCUCGACAGCGACGACGAGUACGAUCC